Messenger RNA from Aspergillus pseudonomiae, 1400 nucleotides. RefSeq names its product zinc-dependent alcohol dehydrogenase family protein. Gene Ontology annotation, molecular function: oxidoreductase activity. The coding region runs from base 288 to 1313 and encodes 341 amino acids. The record is from RefSeq and is a predicted model, not a curated record. Lineage: Eukaryota; Fungi; Ascomycota; Eurotiomycetes; Eurotiales; Aspergillaceae. The transcript has a single exon.
GAUGACUUAGUGAGACUUAUGUUGGAUUAUUAAUUGAAUUAUUCUUCAUGUUAAAGAACUGAUAGUAUGGAUGCCAAUAGAUUUGUCACCAUCGGAGAACCCACCAUCUGCCCGGAGAUCCCACCCUAAACAUACCAAACCUAGGAUCUUUCACAAGUAUAAAGAGUCAAGGAAUUUACAGGACAGUCUUCUUCCCUCUUGGACCCUGUCACCAUAUCUCAAUCCUCUAUUUCGCAAUCCCUUAUCCAAUCAAGCCAAGCCGGAGCAGAACUGAAGCCUUCCAAACUAUGGAACAAAUGAAAGCCGUCCGUAUUAUCACCGCAGGUAGUAAAGCCAGCGCAGAAAUUCGUGACGAACCCCUACCAACCCCAGGUCGCCAUGAAGUGCUGAUUAGGGUGCACGCGGCCUCACUGAACUACCGUGACACGGCCCUGCUGAGGGGGGAAUAUCCCGCAGCGACCAAGAAGGGCGUUGUCCCUGUAUCUGACGGUGCCGGCGAGGUUGUUGCAGCUGGCAAAGACGUAACACGAGUCAAGAAAGGCGACCGCGUCACCGUUAGUUGCUUCGCCAACUGGAUCGGCGGCCCAUAUAACCCAGACUAUCGCUCCAACAGCGUCGGCUUCAGUAUCGACGGGAUGUUGGCUGAAUAUGCGCUCUUCUAUGAAGACGCACUCGUCCCCAUCCCGGACUACAUGACCUAUACCGAGGCGGCCUCGCUCCCCUGCGCAGCUGUCACAGCCUGGACGGCGCUGAACAAGAUCGAGCCCCUCCAGCCGGGCCAGACGGUUCUGAUCCAGGGCACCGGGGGCGUCUCGCUUUUUGCCCUGCAGUUUGCGAAGGUCUUCGGUGCUCGUGUGCUCGCGAUCACGUCAUCGGACGAAAAGGCCGCUAAGCUUAAGGAACUAGGUGCCGACGCUGUCGUGAACUAUAGCACCUGUCCUGACUGGGAUCGCGAGAUCCUUGCUCUGACUGAUGGAAAGGGCGUCGACAGGGUGCUAGACAUUGCUGGAGAGAAAACUAUCGUGAAGUCUGCAGCGUCGACUAAGAUAACUGGCGUGGUUGUCCUGGUUGGCUUUGCAAGCGGUUUCGGCGGCGGCCUUCCGCCGAUUGACAUACUUGUUCGAACCCUGACAGUAACCGGAUCCACUAUUGGCUCGCGAAUGGAUUUCGAGGCGAUGCUUACAGCGAUGGAGAGGCACAAAAUACGGCCUGUCAUUGAUCGGGUUUACCCAUUUGCGGAAUAUCGCGAGGCUUACCGGAGGCUUGAGACUGGGCAGCAUGUCGGCAAGAUUGUUAUCGAAGUUACUCACUAGGCGGCGGUUUGGACUGUGAGGUGGUUUGGUAAGAGAGUACUUAUUGUAUAGCUUUUCUCUUGGAUCCUUCGAAGAGGUUAACCGUGC